AUGGCCUCUACAAGCGGAGAGGAAUCUUCCCACAUUGAAAUGAGCGUAAAAGCGGCAAAUGUGCUUGCCGAUUACGGGUUUGAGCCUCUUGCCGACGUGCCCGGUGUUUAUUUUGGCCAUCAAAUGCCCAAGGUGCACGACUUUUGGCUGUUGCUGUUGGCCACAAAGCGCGGCAUUCUAAAAUCAACGAGAAGGCCAUACUUCGACAACCGAAAGGCCGGUAUAUAUUUGAGCCUCGUUGAUCCGGUCAUUCUCCGAACCCGAACGGCUCUAAGCGAAGAUGCAGUUUCUCCAUGGACUUCCGGUCAAGAACGAAUGCAUCUCGACAACUACUACGCGGACGGCGAAAAUCUAUCCAGUCGCACCACCGGAAACGCUGAAGGCCUCCGCGUAACCCAUCAACGAUAUUCCAAACACCCGGGAAAAUUGCCAAUCUCAAAGAAGAUUCUUAGCAUUCCCCACAUGCGAAAACCGGCGCUGGUCGAGCCGAACACGUACGCCGUCGUUUGCUACAAGGUCAGCGAGCCGUUCGAGAUGCCGCUCGAGCGAACGAAGCCGCGCGUUAAGCCAGAAGCCGUUGCGGCUAUUAGGAGAUUAACGACGAAGCACCCUGGCUUAAACGCGGGUAAAAUUCACGAGCUGUUGAGCAUCGAGUUGCAUGGAGUUGACGUCCCAGAUGUUGCACAGGUCGGAUACCAGCAGAAAAAGCUGGCCGGCAAGCUACAGCGCUACAAGUUGAUGCGCCCGUUUCUGCAAAAUCAACCGGGGACCGGUGACGAGGACGACGAGCUGGAUAUGGACUCGAUGUUUGAUGACUAUUAUGACGAGGAGUCGAAUCAAACGCUUGAUACACCGCCGGAAGAUGGCGGAGGCCCCUCAUUUUCGCAGUUUGACGGGUCGAUUUCCGUGAACGAACACUUGCAACAGCAAGUUUUUGGCCAAGAAGAGACGACCAAUGGAUACCAUGAACAUCCGGAGCCGCCCCCGCCGCCGUACCACGCCCCGAAACAGCAUCAAUUCUCCAAUAGCGUCUACCAGCAAGAAAUCCCUGGAUAUUACAUGGAUCUGGCACAGGGAAUGAGUGUUAUGGAAGCCGUUUCCCUCCAUGGUAGCAUCCCGGACACCGGUUCAGUCUUUCACGGAGCCCAAAAAAUCGUCUUGGAUGGAAUUGUGAAAACGAUGAACGAGCUGCUCAACCGAACCAAAAACAACUUCCACCCACCCGCCCAAAUGCGCUCAAACGGCAUCAAGCAAGAAUUGAUCGAUGUCGAUGUUACA
Molecule: messenger RNA, 1278 nt
Organism: Mesorhabditis spiculigera
Lineage: Eukaryota; Metazoa; Nematoda; Chromadorea; Rhabditida; Rhabditidae
Source: the annotation of a GenBank genome assembly